Molecule: messenger RNA, 1713 nt
Organism: Symbiodinium necroappetens
Lineage: Eukaryota; Dinophyceae; Suessiales; Symbiodiniaceae
Source: the annotation of a GenBank genome assembly
AUGGCACGCAAGGGAAAGCGCGAGAAAAGCAUCUGGGCAGGUGCUUUUCAACCCUUCCUUCUGCUGGCGGGCGGCGUGAUACUGACAUUCGUGACAGUUUUGAUAGUUCUCUACACAUCCCUCGGCCGUGAGCUCGAAAGCGAGUUUGGGCAGUUUCAUCUCUCACAACAUUUCCGCGGACUGCGGAGAGUGCAGUCUGCCGUCCUUGGGAGGGUUGCGACGGAUGCAACUUCGCAGCCUUCUUCGCCCGCCGCGAUGUCUCAAAGACCUGCUGUGAUUGGGACAGGCUUCAGUACAACGUUUGCUGGCGCUAGCGCAAUGCACGCAGCACCGGAGAUGUGGCCAGCGCUGGAGGGCGGGCGGGCUGGUGUCGUAAUCUUGGCACACGACCGUCCUGAUUGUCUUGCGCGGUGCUUGGACUCCUUGGUUGCGCAACCGGACCUUGCCCUUGUCGCUAGUGUGGUUUCUUUGGAUCACCCAGCAUCUUUCCGGAAGAUGGAGGCCGUGGUUGAGAAGUACUCUGCGAAGUUUAAGAUUGGUGUUUGGCACAAGCCAGAUGAUGCAAGCCUCAAGGUUGCGGUAGCAAAGAUCGCCGCACAUUUCAAGUUCGCCAUUUCACAAAGUUUUGAGGUGGCCGGCUUUGAAUUUGCGAUUUUCGUCGAGAACGACUUGACUUUGGCACCAGAUUUUUUGUGGUACUUCCGUCUUACAGCACCGCUUCUGCUGCGUGACCCUUCAGUGUGGUGUGUGUCUGCAUGGAACGACAAUGGUUUUCGGGAGCUCGCGCCAGAUGAGCAUCGCCUGUUCAGAACAGACUACUUCCCGGGACUGGGCUGGAUGAUCCGCAACAGCACCUGGCCUAUGUUGCGAGACUCGUGGCCAGCCUUUCCGAGCACUGGCUGGGACCAUUGGAUGCGCCACGGCUCUGGCUUGAAGCCUCGUGACUGCAUCGCGCCGGAAGCCCCACGCACCCGGCACGUGGACAGCAAGGGCACAAAUGUCAAGGCAGGGACUCCCAUUCUGAAGCUCCUUGAGAAGAUGGCCACCAGCAGCCUGCCACAUGGCCAGCUGCACGAUGUGACUUACUUGUUGAGGGAAGAAUACGAGACCAAGAUCCGGAAGCUGCUGCAGGAUGGAGAAUUGGUGCGCUCUCUGGACGAACUUCAGGCGCACAUACCUGACAAAGUUCCUGGAAGAUACCAUCUCAUUCCAUAUGUUCGAGAGGACUUCCCUGGUCUUGCCAAAAAGCUUCAACUGUAUCCUGGACAACCGAGAGGGGGUUGGCGAGGCAUAAUCUUCAGCCGGCAUCCGCAGUCACAUGCGCUGCUCGCUUUGAUUGAUCGGCGCCAGGGGGAGGGGCUUCUUCCAGAGAAUGAACUUUGGCGUGCAGAUCCAGGCAAUGUCAUAACGAAAGCCCAGCCAGGGCAGUCCUGCGAAAUGGCUUGCAGCAAGGCCGGCCUGAGAUGUGAUCCGCGGCAACUGGAGUUCGCCAACAACUGCAACGCCUUGAAGCAGCACUUCCCUUGCGAGAACGGUUGUGGCCAUCAGGUUGGAGCCGAGAUACCCUGCUACGUGCACGACAUGAAACGAGACACAGCUUUGCAAUGCCUCGUAACGGACGAGUCAGCGCCCAGUUGCGCGAGUAUGCAUCCAGCGACCACUCGAUUGUGCAUGUGCACUCCAGCACAAAAUGGCGGUGGGCAGCUGGCAUGA